Molecule: messenger RNA, 1648 nt
Organism: Dioscorea cayenensis subsp. rotundata (Guinea yam)
Lineage: Eukaryota; Viridiplantae; Streptophyta; Magnoliopsida; Dioscoreales; Dioscoreaceae
Product: metal tolerance protein 4
Exons: 7
Coding region: 154-1377 (407 amino acids)
Biological process (GO): monoatomic cation transport; transmembrane transport
Cellular component (GO): membrane
Molecular function (GO): manganese ion transmembrane transporter activity
Source: RefSeq, a predicted model, not a curated record
CAUGCUAAUGCUGCCAUUUUUGUCAAAAAGAGCGACGGCCAAGAACAUACCGCUGAACGCUCAUUUCUCUUCUUUCUCGUCGCUGCCGAAUCGCAGUUAUCAGGGUUAGGGUUUGGUUUCGGAAAGGAGCUCUGCUGGGGGAUCGAGAGAGAGAUGGAAGUAGAAGACCAGGUGAGAGUGCCGUUGCUCGGCGGGAAGGUGCCUCAGAACGAGAACGGAGCUCCUGUGCCGCGGCGGAGGAAUUCGGGGAUCUCUCUGCGAAGGGAGUUCUUAUCUAGGCUGCCGGAGAAGGUCCGGCGGAGCGUGGACCCCGAGACACCCUACCACAUUGACUUGUCCCGUACGAAAGGCCUCAUCAAAGGAGAGAAAGAAUACUAUGAACGGCAGUUUUCUACUCUCAGAUCCUUUGAGGAAGUUGAUGCUAUUAGUGCACCUGGUGUACUGGAUGAAGAGCAAGAGCUUGCAGAGCAAGCUCAGAGUGAAUUUGCUAUGAGGAUAUCUAAUUAUGCAAACAUUGCGCUGUUAAUAUUAAAGAUUUAUGCUACUGUGAGAAGUGGAUCCAUUGCCAUAGCUGCGUCAACACUUGAUUCUCUGUUGGAUCUUAUGGCGGGGGGUAUUCUAUGGUUCACACAUUUGACUAUGAAGAAUGUUAAUAUCUACAAAUAUCCAAUUGGCAAGUUGCGCAUGCAACCAGUAGGCAUCAUAGUCUUUGCUGCUGUCAUGGCCACUUUAGGUUUCCAAGUUCUUAUUCAGGCUGUUGAACAAUUGAUAGAAAAUGACCCAAAGCCAAAAAUGACAUCAACACAGUUAAUUUGGUUAUAUUCAAUCAUGUUGUCUGCUACAGUGGUAAAACUUGCUCUUUGGCUUUAUUGCAGAACAUCUGGGAAUGAUAUUGUCCGUGCUUAUGCUAAGGAUCAUUAUUUUGAUGUUGUAACCAAUGUUGUGGGUUUGGCUGCUGCUGUUCUUGGUGAUAAAUUUUACUGGUGGAUUGAUCCUGCUGGAGCUGUUCUACUUGCAAUUUAUACAAUUUCAAAUUGGUCAGGAACUGUAUGGGAGAACGCAGUUACUCUGGUGGGCCAAUCAGCCCCUCCUGAAAUGUUGCAGAAAUUGACAUACCUUGUCAUAAGGCAUGAUUCUCAAAUAAAACGUGUUGACACUGUUCGCGCAUAUACAUUUGGAGUUCUGUACUUUGUUGAGGUGGACAUUGAGCUCCCUGAAGAGUUGCCUCUAAAGGAAGCGCAUGCAAUCGGUGAAUCAUUGCAGAUAAAGCUUGAACAGCUUCCUGAGGUCGAGCGGGCGUUUGUUCAUCUUGAUUUCGAAUGCGAUCACAAGCCAGAACAUUCAGUUCUUAGCAAGCUGCCAAAUAACCAGUCCUAGUCUUAAUCGAUCCGUUUGUAGAUCCUGCACCAGUAAUUUGAAUUCACCUUCUUUUGUGCAUGGACCAAGAGCUGCGCAAGUUUAAAGCCAUGAGACAAGUGAUAUUUAUUUAUCUGGUUUGCAAUGUGAUGGACCACCUGUGUGCUUGCGUUCUCAGUUAUAUGCAAGCUACGCAGCAUCCUCCUUGUACCAACUGCUUUUUUAUCCGAGUUUGCUUGUAUUUUUCUGGUCAAAUAUAUUCAUUUUUAAUUUGCACUUUAUUUGCUCUCUC